AACUUAGCAUCUUCAAUGAGGGCCUUGUGUUGGAGAACGGAUUCAAGAGUGGAUAUGGGACAUUAUUGCUUUGGGAAGGUGCUCUCUCACAUGGAUAUUACCCACACCUUGGAGAUACCAAAUGCGGCAAAUUAUUUACCUGGUCACAAUAGUGCCAACAUGUUUGUGUGGGAUAAUAGUGGAAGACCUUGGAACCUUCACAUGAUAAUAAGGAGAGAUCAGAGAAAGGCCUUGAGACGAGAAGAAUGGCUUCGUCUAGUAAGGGAAAAUGAACUGGAGGAGGGUGAAACAGUGACGUUUUACUACAUUCCCGCUUGCAAUUCAUACUUUACAUUGUGGAAUUUGAAGGCGCUAACCACGUUCGGGCUCUGCAGCUCUUUCCUCUUAACUAAGACAAGGACUCAAGGAGGGACCUGCAACAAGAACAUGCUUUUAUUUUUAGUUUAUGUAACAUGAUGUAUGUGUGCUUUGUCUUCUUCUUCUUCUUCUUCUUCUUCUUCUUCUUAAAAAAAAUAAAAAAAAAUCCAAGUGCUAGAAGAUUGAUGUCAGUUCUUGUUGAUGAGUCCGACCAAUUACUAUAUUAUCAAUCAAUGAAUCUGCUUGUGUUAUUAU
This is a messenger RNA of Camellia sinensis, 612 nucleotides long. The record is from RefSeq and is a predicted model, not a curated record. NCBI's taxonomy places the organism in Eukaryota, Viridiplantae, Streptophyta, Magnoliopsida, Ericales, Theaceae.